ACCAUCAUGCAUCACGCAAACAAACAGCCGGAUGCAUUCAACAGUAUGUAAACAAAACUACUGACGAAACACAAAGCUGAUUCAGAGCUAGAUUGCUUAGAAAUACAGGGAAGGAGAGGCACACAAGAGCGUUUGUUUCGCUUUUAAACUCGUUUCGUCGGAAGACAACACGGAAGCAUCGACCCUAACUGAAGUAAUGACAUAUGAAAACAGCCAUCCCGCUUGCAAAAGUAGAGUGUAUAUUGUAUACAGUACAUGGGAUUGUUUGUCUGAAGUUGCGGUGAAUAACUAGAACUGAAAAGACGGCGCACGAAAGACGUACAUUUAUUCAAAACAGGUGUUAUUAUUCAACGUGAAAAGAUGUCGUGGACAUGGACAGGCUACUCAACGUUCUACCUCUGUAAAAGAACAUUUGCAAUGCUUCCGACUGCGGUGACACCUUUCUUGCUGAUAAUGAACUUGUUCAUGUGUGGCUUAGCCAGCACUGUAACUGACGGACAGCUAUUUCGAACCAACGAUCAGACAACUACGGUACCAAUGAAGGGAGUUCAGAGCGGAACGCUCGGACUGAGUAUCAUUACAGAAAACAACUGUAAUUUGACUCUUCCUUUUCCAUGUGAAUGUUUGAAGUCUGCCCAUGUUUUCUUGGUGAAUUGCUCUCACCGAAAUUUAACCUCGGUUCCGCAUGGUAUUCCAGGAGGUGCUACCAAACUAAUUCUCAACCACAACGGUUUGCGCCAUAUCCCUGCAGGGGCAUUCCGGAAUUGCGUUAAUGUGGAAACACUGGACCUCUCCCAUAAUUAUAUCUCCCAACUGGGGUCUGGCAUCUUCGAUGGUUUACGGCGUCUCAAAACGCUACUGAUAAACGAGAAUUUGUUGAAUAUGUCAAAGACAACAUUUGCUGCCGACGUCUUCACUAAUAUAACAAACCUAACGUAUUUAAACAUAAAAUCAAAAUUGAUAUCUUUUACGUCUGAAAGUGAAUACCCGGAUGUUGCGCUGGGCAAAUUAACCUCCCUAGAUACACUUCUAAUCAGUGGCCUGUCCAACACCACAUUUGGAGUAGGCGUUAAGAAAAUGGUGUCGCUACGAACAUUGGAUCUGUCUCAUACAGCUUCAUUUACAACAUUAUACAAAAACACGUUUUUAAAUUUUAAGAACAUUACCCUGAAAAAUUUGUACUUAAAUCAUUGUAAUCUAUCUUGGAUUCAUAAAAAAGCCUUGAGUUAUCUCCCAUACAUAGACACCAUUGACUACAGCUACAAUGAGUAUUUGGAGAUUAAAGGUUUAGCAUUAAGUACAUAUGGUUUACAGAAUUCCUCAAUACGCAAAAUAGUGAUGCAACGAAUUCAUGCACCUCCGUCUAUGACGAUUAUAACCAAAGAAGACGUGCAGUAUCUUACCCAUACCAAGCUAGAGGAACUCCAUGCGGAAAACAACUCCAUCGGGCAAAUAAUGGGACUAGAGCCCAUUUUGGGAUUGCCGCUGUCCCUGAAGGUCAUCCGCGUUUCUUGGAACAACAUACAAACCUAUAAGCAACAGGUAUUUCAUUGUCUGCGAUUGAUUAAUUUAGAGCAGGCUGAUGCGAGCAACCAAGAGGUUUACGGGACGAACAUGGAUAGCACUAGAGAUUUGUAUGCGGAUGCCUUCCAAAGUGUUAUUUCACAACCUGACAUCCUUAAGGACAAUACCGCUUGGGGAAAAGUUAACACGGCCUAUAAUGCGACCAAAUCUAAUUCCAUGGACAAACAGGAUAUGCAGAUUUAUUCUGAGGAGCGAAUGUUACCAGUUUUUAACCUCCCACCAAAAUUAUGGUUGUUGAACUCGAGCCACACUUAUAAACUAAAGUUUACAGUUCCGGCUCUAGAAGUCGCCAACUGCUCUCUGACAUACGUGAACUUUGCAGACAACCAGCUGACGAAAUGGGAAGGUCCUAUUAAAGGCGCACAAAGGGUCCUUUACCUCGAUCUGAGCGGAAAUGACUGCGUCAGUGUAUCGGAUUAUUUCUUCGCUUACUUCACGGGUCUGAGCACGCUUCUCAUUGGAAGGAACAAAUUGGGCAAGAGUUUUGCAAAUGGCAGAACGUUUUAUAAUUUAACUGGCCUGAGGCAUCUAGAUAUGAGGGAUAACCAACUUGAAGACUUAGGCUAUAACCUUUUCGCUAGAAUGACCAACCUCACUACCUUGCAGUUGUCACAAAACUACCUGACAGAUUUUAAUGUGAACAUAUCUGGCCUGGUCAAAUUAAAGUCUCUGGAUUUGUCUGGAAACAAACUCCGUGCGCUCCCGUCGUCGCUUUGUCGAGAUCUGGAUGAGAUUCAGAAGUUGUCUAAUGUCGAGGUUGACAUUCGAAAUAACCCUAUCCAGUGCAACUGCGACAACCAGUAUUUCUUUGGCUGGCUAACAGAAACCAAAGUCCGAUUCCAAAACUUUUCUUCUACUUUCUGUACUUUCACAAACGGAACAGCUAUGUCUCUUACGGCCAGUAAGUCAAUAUUUAGCCUGCUUCAACGGAACUGUCGAUCUUACACAUUAUUAACUGGUGUAUUAUCUGUGGGUUUGUCUUUAGUUGUUAUAGCCUUAAUAGUGAAAGUCAUCCAUCAACAGCGAUGGAAAAUCCGAUACCUGUGCUAUAUGGCUUCUAACUGGAGAAAGAGAACUGGAUACCAGCGCCUUGAUAGUACUGAAGACAAUCCGUAUGGCUUUGACGCCUUUGUUUCGUAUGAAGACUCUUCUCGAGCUUUCAUUCGUGAGCAGGUGAUUCCACGUUUGGAGACGGAAACAGGUCUUAGGUUAUGCAUUGAUAAGAGGGACUUUGUUCCUGGGCUUUACAUAACGGACAACAUUCUACACGCCAUACAGAACAGUAGGAAAACAGUCGUCUUCUUAUCUUGCGAGUUUCUCAAAAGCAAGUGGUGCAUGUACGAAUUGAAUAUGGCGCGGAUGGAAGGAAUUUACACGGGAAGACAACUCUUGCUGGUUGUUCUGAUGGAGGAAAUACCCUCUAAGCAGCUAACCUCGGAGCUCAUAGACGUAAUUCAUAAGCAGACGUACAUCAAGAUGACAAACAACAGAUACGGCGAGGCACUCUUCUGGGAAAGACUUGUGUCGGCUAUUAAAUCAAACUGAAUUAAUUAAAGCACAGCUGAAACAUUGCGUCACACAAGCAGGCCACAUUUAUGGUCUUCUUAGGCCAGGCGAUUCAAAAGAUUUGUAUGAGUUAUGAUCGCUAUUAACUCGACGGAAGAGUCAUUUGGAUUGUAUUAAAAUAAAAAUGAUGUUGGUAGUAGAAUUUAAAGCUGACUUGAUAUUUCAUAAAGUCUUAAAAUACCGGCAACUGUAGUGUGGCCAUUAAAUCUCCUUAAGUUUUCAUAGGAAUAUUUCUCAAUGUCCUUCUUACCUUAGUGGCGGUGCUUUUUUGAACUUAUAUAUUUUAAUUCUUAUGAUUGUUUGAUAUAUUAGACUGCUAUUGAUUGCACGCAGGCAACUGUUACCUUGCGCCGUUACAUGGUGAUUAAGUAAAGUGAGUAUGGUUCCCCAUUAUAUAUUAUGACAAUGUACUUUUUAUUUUUUAUAUAUACCCUUGAAAUUGUUAAAGCUGUUAAACUUGCCCAUUAUUUAUAGUUACGUGUAUGGCAACUUCAAAUUGACGGAUAUUAACCCACGCCCAAAAAAUACAUUGUGCUAGCCUUAGCUCUAUAGGCCGUGUUAUUUCAGCCCUGAUUUUCUCCACGCUCUCAUCAUACUCUUAUUCAAAAGAAUGGAGACAGUGGUACUAUGGACACAAUUUUUAUUUUCCUGUAUAUAUGUAUACAUGUAUACUUUCACAUGUUUUUGUACAGGCUGCCCCAAUGAUUCAUAUAAGUGUACUUUUCCACACUCCUGCUGGGUUUUGGGAAUUGGAAGAAAUGAAACCCCAACAGCUGAACGUUCGUGAAAUCGGCCAAGGGGAGCACAGGUUCUCUUGUUACAAAGUCUUACCUGCAUUAAAUUUUAAAAUUUUUGUUGGGGGAGGGUGUUUACGCCGUGCUCGAGAAUAUUUCACUUAUGCGACUGCGGACAGCAUUUUGGUGGAAAGAAAGCAGGCAGAACCCUGGGGAAACUCUGUGACCACUAGACCUAACUACGCGUAAACAAUGAGACAGAAGUAUAACCAGAAUUGUGCAAACAUGAUGGCUUUCUUUUAACAGAUUGUAAAGGGAGUAAAAAAGGGCGUUUGUUUCCUGGGACGUACGGACAAUUAACUUUGUCCAGUUGCACACAAUACCCACAAAAUACACGACACUGAGUUGCACUCGCACUUCGCGCACUUUCAUAACAUCAGGUUCAGAGGUAUACAGAAGUGAUAAAAAAUAGCGAUACAGAAAACACGGACUGAACCUCAGUAUCAAAUUGAACACUUGAGCCAAGUGCAUCUAAGUUGCUCGAUAACCACUGAAUUUAUUUGUGGUUAACCGGAACUGAUGUUUUUCCUGGAGUCUGCUCGGUUGCCUCUGUCGGUAUAACGGGGUUAGGCCUACAAAAACCUGACCUCGGUCGCAUGUUUGUUACCUCAACCAAAAGUUAUGUGUUUUAUCUGCCUCUUGGUCCGUUAGUCUGUCAGCAACUUUACUCAAAAAUUUACACGGAUUUGGAUGAAACGUUGGCCUGUGGUAAAUGAACAGAUCAUUACAUUUUCCUGGUGACACACGAAAUCAGUAAUUUUUUUAAAAUGAUUUUCCACAAUUAGGAGAUAGACAAAUAAUGCAGAGUAUUGUCCCCUUGUCGGCAGUAAUCGAGUAAAAGUUAUUCAUACACUGGCGCUGUAAGAUUAGCUACAUGUUUUAUCUAUGGAAAGCACAAUAUCAUGUAUUUUGACGGAAUAUGUUUAUUCGACUUCGGCUUUCGUUUUCAGAUUGUAAAGUAUAUCUUAAUUUACCUUGGUGUCUAUACAUUUUUAAAAGGAUAACCUGCCUGGGAUUUUACUCGCAAGUGUUUUGUAGUUCUUA
Molecule: messenger RNA, 4988 nt
Organism: Liolophura sinensis
Lineage: Eukaryota; Metazoa; Mollusca; Polyplacophora; Chitonida; Chitonidae
Product: toll-like receptor 4
Exons: 2
Coding region: 361-3129 (922 amino acids)
Biological process (GO): signal transduction
Cellular component (GO): plasma membrane
Molecular function (GO): protein binding; signaling receptor activity
Source: RefSeq, a predicted model, not a curated record